Messenger RNA from Cavia porcellus (domestic guinea pig), 3246 nucleotides. RefSeq names its product protein phosphatase 1 regulatory subunit 15B (gene Ppp1r15b). Gene Ontology annotation, cellular component: endoplasmic reticulum; protein phosphatase type 1 complex. Lineage: Eukaryota; Metazoa; Chordata; Mammalia; Rodentia; Caviidae. The transcript has 2 exons. The record is from RefSeq and is a predicted model, not a curated record. Gene Ontology annotation, biological process: response to endoplasmic reticulum stress. The coding region runs from base 977 to 3085 and encodes 702 amino acids. Gene Ontology annotation, molecular function: protein phosphatase regulator activity.
AAAGAAAAAACAAAACAGUAAAAGGGUACAUUACAGAAUUUCAAAAAAAAAAAAAUAAACUAAGAAAUCACUGAUGAUUUUUGUUUUAGUAUCAGACAUAAUACACACUGCAUUACCCAGUUCGUUUUAUACAUAUCUCAGCUGGACGGCCUACUUAGCACUCAACGAUACUGCAACAUCGAUAUAUAAACCUAAAAUAAGCAUACACACUUCCUGUGUAUCCUGCCCCUAAAAGAACAGGAGAAAACGCUCAAAUUACCUUGAAACCCUCCCACCGUUCCAGGCCCUUCCCUUUGACCCAAAGGCCAAGGGUUCGGUCUCCUAGGAGACCACAUUUAAUCUCUCACGCAUGCGCACAGCCUAGAUCUGGCUGAUGCAACCUUCUGCGAGCGAGCCGCCCACCGAGAGUAAGGAAGCCGACAGGGACAUCUGGCAAACCAAUCGGCUGCCACGCGGAAGUGUGAGGAAAGACCCGCCCCACAGGGCUUUGCGAAAUAUGUGUUGCGCCCUGCUGGUGGCGCAGAGUCCCGCCGUCCUUUGGCUCAUCCGGUAGCUCGAGAGUGGUGCACCCUCGGCGCCUGUUCUGCGGCCAUUUUGGACUUCGCUUCCACCCUCCCUGCUCUAUCUACGCAGCCUUCCCUGUCCUGCGCUGUUCCGGGCCUGGUAACGGUCGAUAUCUCUGGGAAAGUGGCCGCCACCGCCGCGGAAGGGCUUCUGUAAAUGUUGAAGAGGUCUCACGCGAACUAGGACGCCUCCUCUUCCAGGAUGGCUCUCGCCUCGGCAGCCGCCUCCAGUGCUAGCCUCUCAGUUUUAUGGUCCGCCGCUCGCUGCCGACGCCGCUGCCGUGUGUGGCUCUCCCACAGGCGCAGGAAUCUGACUACAGCACCGACUCCGCCGCUGGGUAAGGCCUAGACUGUGUAGGCCUCUCUCUCCGAGUCCCGUCAGACCUGCCCGAGAGACUACCUAGAAGCCGGAGAUGGAGCCAGGGACGCCGGGUUCCCGGAAAGGCGCCGCCCCUCGGGCGGGCCCCUGGUUCCGGCUGCCCUUCUCCUGGCGCUCGCGAGCGGUAGCUUCCCACUUCCUGGCGCCUGUCCCAGAGCACAGGGGGGACCCCACACUGCUUUCUUCUGCCCAGCCCGAGGCUCAGACCAGCUCCUUGGCGAAGUUACUUUUUCAGCUCCUCGCCCUGCUCCCCAGCUUGCUGCAGAAGCUGCUGACGUGGAGCCAGCUAUUCGGUGGCUUGAUUCCGACCAGAUGGCUGGAUUUCGCUGGAGGCUUCAGCCUCCUGAGAGCCUUGAGAGGACGAGAGGACGCAGCCGCCCCCGCUGCGAAGAAAAAGUCUGUGAGUUUGCUGCACCCUGACCUUUCAGACAGUUCAGCAGACAGCCCCUUUGAUUGGCUAGGGGAGAGGGACCUCUGGCAGUGUGCAUCCUCUGGUCUAGGGUUGGGGGUUAAAUCCAAGGGAGGAGCUUUGGACCCUUCAGCCCAUGCUUUUUUCCUGGGGCAGCAGCAGUGGGGCAUGGAGCUGUUGCCUGGUGGCCUUGAAGCCCGUCUGUUCUGUAGCCGAGAAGUUGGCUCUGCUCCCUCUGGCUCUCUGAACGUUCAGCGCUUAGACAGUUUCAGCGUAGUCUCCUAUUUGCUGCGCCCCUCCUACUUGGAUUGCCUUGCGGAGCUAGAGCUCAGCUGUGAGAACGGCCCUGGAAGGACCGAGCUAGUUGGUUUCCAGACCCUAACCUCAGAGAGCAGCUGCCUUUCUGAGAAUCCUUGUCAUUCGCAGUCACUCUCUGCAGAGAACUCUGCGGCUUCGUGGCAGGGAUAUCCACCUCUUUCCAGAGGAGGUCUCCCUGAAAUCCACCAUGUUCGUAUGAAACGGCUGGAAUUCCUUCAGCAGACUGGCAAGGGACAAGAAUUACCCACGCCUGACCAAGACAAUGGCUACCACAGCCUGGAGGAGGAGCAUGGUCAGCGGGUGGAUGUGAAACACAGUGCAGGUAUCCCUGCUGGAGCAGUGCCUGGAAACAACCAGGGGUCUGGUGAAGAAAAAAGGGAGCUGUUGACUGAGGAGAUUCCACUUGCUCUGGAAGAACAAGGCCCUCUGGGAAGCUUUCCAUCUGUUGAGGUAGCUGUGGAGAAAGAGCCUGGGGAAGACCAAGUCAGUGUAGUUGACUCUUGUGACAUAGAAGAUGGCCUUCCCCUUUCUGCCAGACCAGCUUGUGGUAACAAAUUGAUAGAUUACAUUUUGGGAGGUGCAUCCAGUGACCUAGAAACAAGUUCUGAUUCUGAAGGUGAAGGUUGGGAUGAGGAAGAGGAGGAUGAUGGUUUUGAUAGUGAUGGCCCACUGUCAGAAUCAGACCUGGAACAAGACUCUGAAGAACUUCACCUUUGGAAUUCUUUCUAUAGUGUAGAUCCUUAUAAUCCCCAAAACUUUACAGCAACAAUUCAGACUGCUCCCAAAAUUGUUCCUGGAGAACCUUCUGAUUCAGGGAAAGAGUUGUCUGACAAGUCAGAUCUAGAGAAUUCUCAGGCUGAUACCUUUCCCGAGACCCCCGAUUCUAGUUCUGAGGAUGAAGAUGACUGGGAAUCCAGUGCAGAUGAGGCAGAGAGUCUCAAGUUGUGGAAUUCUUUCUGUAAUUCCGAUGACCCAUACAACCUUUUAAAUUUUACUGCUCCCUUUCAAACAUCAGGAAAAGAUUCGAAAGACUGUCUUGACUCAAAAAGACUACCUGAGUCCUUGGUGGCCAUUUCUGAGUGUCACAGCUUACUUUCUUAUAAGGGACAACUGUUAGGGCACCAAGAAGAUGAAUGUCCAAAUUUGCUACAGCGUGAGUUUGUAGAAAAACACACAUCUAUCAAAAGAAAGAAGGUAACCUUUGUUGAAGAAGUUACUGAGUAUUACAUAAGCGGUGAUGAGGAUCGCAAAGGACCAUGGGAAGAAUUUGCAAGGGAUGCAUGCAGAUUCCGGAAACGAAUUCAAGAAACUGAAGAUGCUAUUGGAUAUUGCUUGACAUUUGAGUACAGAGAAAGAAUAUUUAAUAGACUUCAGAAAACAUGCUUCAAAGAAUUUAAUGUUUUCCAGCAAUGUUGAAUUGACAGCCUGUUGCCCUAGCAUAUACCACCUCUUUCUUGAGAGGUUUCUUUUAAAAAUGAAUAUUGGUAGCUGGGGACAUAGUUCAGCGACCCAGUGUGUGCUUGGCAAGCACGAGGUCCUGAGUUUGAUUCCCAGUACAAAAAAGAAAAAAAAAAGAA